Clunio marinus is the source of this 1566-nucleotide messenger RNA. The record is from the annotation of a GenBank genome assembly. Lineage: Eukaryota; Metazoa; Arthropoda; Insecta; Diptera; Chironomidae.
AUGAAUACAAUCAUUUCAUCGGAAGAUCUCGAAAGGAUCUUCGUAAAUAACGAAAAAUUCGCGGAUAGAUUUAGAUCAGUUGCAUUUGCGUUAGAAGAAGAUGGGACAUUGCUGCUGAGCACAAUUCAAUCCGUGUUCAAUAAGUCUGAAAGUCUCAACUUUCGUGAUCCCAUAAGUGGAAAAAUAUUUCCAUGCGACUUCAGUGAAUCACGUUUCCACCCACCUGAGAACGGGUGGUCCUCUGAAGUGAUUUACGUAUCCAUCAAUCGCAAACGGAAACGUGACACAUGCAUGGAAAAUGUUCCUGAACCCAACGUUUCACGGCAUUUGCCACAGCCAAAGAAAACGUUUUUCCCGCGUGAAAGUGUUCAAGUAGGAUGGAACAAUAUUGGUCGAAAGUGGUCACCAGGAUGUGGUUUUGUCAACACAUAUAACACAUGUUAUCUGAACUCUGCUCUCCAAGCACUUUUUCAUAUUCCUGCGCUUUCUAAUUGGCUUAUUGCUGAUAAGGAUAAUUGCAAUCAAGAUGGUCAAAUUUGCAUUAUUUGUGCAAUGUCGCAAACAUUAAUUAGUUCACAACGACAACAACAUUCAAUGAUACCAUCGUUGAUAAUAAAUCGUCUCCAGACCAUUUGUCCUCAUUUCAUAACAGGGCGACAAGAAGAUGCCCAAGAAUUUAUACAAUAUCUGGUGGAACAAAUGGAGAAGGCUUAUUUGAAUCGUUCAAAAGCGAUUGUAAACUUGAAAGAGUUGGAUCAUUACAGCAAAGAAACAACACCGCUUAGCCAGAUUCUUGGUGGUUAUAUUUGUUCAACCGUAACUUGCCUAGCAUGUAAACACGAAUCGAUCACAUUUCAAUAUUUUAAAGAUCUGCAGUUGGACAUCACUCGUGCUUCAACAUUGGAUGAGGCUCUCACAGGGUAUUUUUCACGUGAGAAUCUUGAGAAAUGUGGAUACGAAUGUGAGUCGUGUAAGAGAAAAGUGUCAGCAACAAAAAGAUUCAGUCUUGAACGAGCUCCAGUUGUCCUCUGCAUACAAUUGAAGCGUUUCAAUGUUAUGGGUGGAAAACUUGACAAGCAGAUUCAGAUCAGUCAAAACAUGGAUCUUCAAAAACAUUUGGCAAAAUCUUGCGAUCCAACACAAAGUUGCUAUUAUCGACUGGUCUCACUUGUGACACAUCUUGGUGGAUCAGCUUCUGGUGGUCAUUACACUGCGAUUGGAUUGACUCCUUACGGUAAUUAUUAUGAAUUUGAUGACUCUUGCGUGUAUCAAAUUUCAACGGAAAGUGAUCUUUGCACAAAUGCGUAUCUACUUUUCUACGAACUUCUGACGAAACAAAAAAAUAAAGCAACUCAUCAAGGCAGCAGUUACGAAGAAGUUCCUUGUGAAAUUUUUGAAAUCAGUGAUAAUGAAGAAGUUCCUUGUGAAAUCAGUGAUGACGGAAGUGACCACUGUAAUAAAAAUGCAGCAGAUAAUCCUUCAUCAACGACCUCUGCACCGAUUUGGCAAUCUGAAAAAUUUUUGGAGCUGAGAAAUUUUUCCAGAGAUUUAAAUAACUCGUGGGUA